Messenger RNA from Durio zibethinus, 2212 nucleotides. Its product is annotated as putative WD repeat-containing protein C2A9.03. The record is from RefSeq and is a predicted model, not a curated record. NCBI's taxonomy places the organism in Eukaryota, Viridiplantae, Streptophyta, Magnoliopsida, Malvales, Malvaceae. Gene Ontology annotation, molecular function: protein binding.
GUUGUCAACAGUCACACAACCCCGCUGCCUGGGCCUUCCGCUUCACCGCUAUAAGUAGCGGAAUGUGGAGAGACGGCGAUGCUGUUUUCGCAAAAUCGUCUAAAAAUUUAUUCUACUUCCUUCCUGAUUCCUUUCUUAUUAAAAGUUUUUUUCUCUUGUUCUUCGCUUAAUCUUCACUUUAACGAACCUUUUUUAGAUUCUUCAUUCGAGUUGUGGCUGCACUCUCGGUCCUUGAACUGUUUUGGUUCUUUCUUUCUCUCUGUUUGGUUCCCGGGAAAACUGUUUUGAUUCCCGUUCUUUUUGCGCCUUUUAUUUUGUGUUUCUCUACUCUUCCCGUUCUUUUUCUUUUUAAAAGCUCUUUGUGUCAUUUGUGAUCUACCGUCUACCAUUAUUUGUAGAAUAAUGGAACACUUUCAAAACGACGAUCUCGAAUACGUUGUCGAUGACUACUACGACGUUGACGAUUUCGAACACGACGAUCCCUUCGCCGAACCUGAGCCUCAGAGAGACACCGCUGAAUUUGACUCCGACUUUGAAGAUGAUUUUGAAUCAAGUAAGCCGCAAACGGAUACAUCAGCUGUGGAAGCAAGAAAUGGAAAAGAUAUACAAGGAAUUCCUUGGGAGAGGCUUAAUUUUACUAGAGAUAAGUACCGCGAGGCGAGAUUGAGACAGUACAUGAACUAUGAGAACCUCUCUGGUUCUCGCAAAGAGUUGGAAAAGGAGUGCUUGCAUGUAGAGAAGGGAAAGGCCUUCUAUGACUUUCAGUUUAACACAAGGCUUGUCAAAUCGACAAUUGUGCACUUUCAGCUGAGAAAUCUGGUGUGGGCAACAUCAAAGCACGAUGUAUACCUCAUGCAAAAUUACUCAGUAAUGCACUGGUCAUCACUGUUACACAAAGGCAAAGAAGUGCUGAAUGUGGCUAAGCCAAUUAUUCCCAGCCUGGUUAGUGAGAAACGACCUGGAUUGCUAUCUCAGCAACUCUCUAGGGUGCAGAUUAGCACUAUGGCGGUUAAAGAAAAUUUAUUGGUGGCAGGUGGUUCUCAAGGGGAGCUUAUUUGCAAGUAUUUAAAUCAACCUAGGGUGGCAUUCUGCACAGAGUUAACUACUGAUGACAAUGCAAUCACCAAUGCGGUGGAUGUGUACCGUAAUCCUAGUGGUGCAAUGAGAGUUAUGGCUGCAAAUAAUGAUGCUCAAGUCAGAAUUUUUGAUGCUGAAACUUUUGCUAGCCUUAACCGCUUCUCAUUCGACUGGUCUGUCAAUAAUACCUCUGUAAGUCCAGAUAGCAAGUUGCUUGCAGUCCUUGGAGAUAGUGUGGAGUGCCUGAUUGCCGAUGCUCAGUCUGGCAAAGUCACAAGCAACCUAAAAGGGCAUUUGGACUAUUCAUUUGCUUCAGCUUGGCACCCUGAUGGGCAAAUUCUGGCUACAGGUAAUCAGGACACUACUUGCAGAUUGUGGGACAUAAGAAACCUAUCCAAGUCCCUUGCUAUAUUGAAGGGAAUAAUGGGAGCAAUUAGAGCUGUCAAGUUCACAUCAGAUGGUCGGUUUCUGGUCAUGGCUGAGCCAGCAGAUUUCGUUCAUAUCUUUGAUACGAAGUCUGGGUAUGUUAAUUACCAAGAAAUUGAUAUUUUUGGUGAGAUUGCUGGAAUAUCUUUUAGCCCAGAUACAGAAUCUCUCUUCGUUGGUGUUGCUGAUCGCACUUAUGGCAGCUUGUUAGAGUUCAACCGCAGGCGAUAUAACCAACAUUUAGACUACAUCUUGUAGAAUGUGUCAGUCAGUAUCCAUCAGAGGUAGAUUAUUGUGAAUAUUUAGCACUGGAUUGGAUUACAAAAGAAUCCACAAAGGGGAACACUGCCGCAGAUGUGUUUUUUUUUUUUUUUUUUUCCUAUUUGGAACUGGAUGGCUGUAAAUGUUAGGUGUCUGUCGAAGUGUCGUGCUAAAACUUGGGUUCCAGUUUUUUUGACCAAAGUCAAUGUUUAGCCGCCAACUCCGUCACGUGGGGUCUGAGAUUAUUGGCUUUUCGUCCAAGAUUAGGUCAUUGAUUGUUUCUACAUUUUAAUUUUAAACCCUUCAUUUCAUAUGCCAGCGCGAAAUAUUUUGAAUUCAUGGUUAUUAAGGGCUAGCUAGCACAACUAUAAUUGGCGGAGAAGCAGCUCUAGUCACUGAGAUCAAUUGCUACCCUAAUCCAGAAAUAACUUCUUUGAUAGGAAUGGUA